ACCAAGCUGUCAAAAAAUCGAAACUUUUCCGUUUUAGCUAGAUGGAAAGAUCUGUAUAUUUUUUGUAAUCUUAUUUCAAUUUCAUGCUUACUUAACUUGAAAUUAAACGUAUGUAGUGUACACCAUAUAUACGUAUCUAGCUAAUUUUAGAAUUAUUUCUGCGUUAGUUCAGAAUUUGUAGGUGAAGAUGGAGAAAUUCGAAAGGUACAUUUUCACUGCUCUCUGCAGCACCAACUUUUUGGUUUCAUGUCUCCUGUUCUCCAAAAUAACUCGGGAGCAAAGGGAGCCCUACAUGGACGAAAUAUUUCACGUCCGUCAAGCUCAGAAAUACUGCUACGGGAAGUUUAACGAGUGGGACCCAAUGAUCACCACGCUUCCUGGCCUGUACCUGGCGUCAGUGGGUGUGAUCAAGCCAGUGGUGUGGCUAGUGGACCUUACAGGGAAGGUAGUGUGUUCUACGGCGAUGCUGCGCUUCAUCAACCUCCUCUUCAACUGUGGUAUCCUCUACCUGCUGUAUCUCAUCAUCUGCAAGAUCCACCUUAAAGAGAAGACGAAGACUGCCUCCCGCAGAGUUCUCUCAGCCCUGUCCCUGUCCACCUUCCCCGUGCUCUACUUCUUCAACUUCCUCUACUACACAGAUGCCGGAUCUACUUUCUUCAUUCUCUUCACGUACCUCAUGACCCUGUACGGCUGUCACAAAGCCUCGGCACUCAUCAGCGUCUUCGCCAUAUUCUUCCGCCAGACCAACAUCAUCUGGGUGGCGUUCUGCGCCAGCACGGUUGUGGCCAACAAGAUGGACGAAACUUGGAGGACAGAACAGUCGAAGAAAAAGGACGAUAAGUUGCCCUAUCAGAUACCUUUCUCCGUAUGUGGGGUGAAGAGAGUGAUGCGUUUCCUGUUGGAAUUCCUGACCACAGCCAAUCAUGUGAAGGCUGUGAUGUUAGUGGCGUGGCCGUACAUUCUUGUUGCUGUGGGUUUUAUUGCAUUCAUUGUGUUGAAUGAUGGGAUCGUAGUCGGAGACAGAUCCAGUCACGAGGCCUGUCUCAACUUCCCUCAGCUCUUCUACUUCUUCUCCUUUGCCCUCUUCUUCUCCAGCCCCACAUCGCUGUGCUACCACCGAGCUCUCCGCUUCAUCCAGAACCUCAAGAAGCAGCCACUGCUCUACUUACUGAUCACGGGAUUCUGCCUUCUCCUAGUGUGGAAGUUCACCUUCGUACACAAGUACCUCCUGGCUGACAACAGACACUUCCCCUUCUACGUGUGGAAGAGGAUCUUCCAGAAGCAUGAGGUGGUGCGUUUUGCCCUCAUCCCGGCAUACGUGUUUGCAGCGUGGAACUUCAUGGACACUCUGAAGUCCCGGUCGUUGUUCUGGAGCCUGGCGUUCCUGGUGUGUCUGCUGGCGGCCACAGUGCCUCAGAAGCUGCUAGAGUUCAGGUACUUUAUUGUUCCGUACCUGCUCUACCGCCUCCACAUGCCCCUGCCCUCCCUCACCAGACUGGUGCUGGAGUUCCUGUUCUAUACAGCCGUCAACGCAGCCACGCUGUACAUCUUCAUCAACAAGACUUUUCAAUGGCCAAAUAGUCCGGCUGUACAGAGGUUUAUGUGGUAGCCUGAACUGAACAGGAGGAAUCCAGUUAUUUGCAAAAAACUAUUGGUUAUACUUUUUCUAUUUAAAAUGAGUAAGGCCAGGAGUUUUUCCUGUUGUGAUGAGAUCAUGCUCAGGAAACAUCCCUGGCCCUAAAUGUGAGAAAAUGUAUUUCAUGUGAAGAAAGCUUUGAAGAGCACAAGUUGUUUUAUUAUGUACAUUUGAAUUGUGAAUUGUACAUUGAAUGAUGUAAUUUGGAUGGAGGAAGAGACUGAGAAAUGUGAAAGCCAUAUUGUAAAGCAAGAAUCUGUGUUUUAUACUGUAUGGUUUAAAGAAAUGUUAUUUGUUUUGAAGAACAUUCAUGACUUAUCUUAAUUUAACUCUGUGGUAGAGUUACGUGUUAUUUGUCUUUAUUUCUAGAUUUAAUUCAAACAGAUGGUUAAAGGUUGAUAGAGACUAAAUGAUGUGGCUCUCUUUGUAAACAUACAACAUCCUUGACUGUAUUCAAAGAAAUUAGACUGUUAUUCCCUAUUCUAUAUCGGGAAUAGAAUCAAUAAACCAUGUAAACAAACAUCUGUGUUUACAUUCUGCUGCAAUAUUCUGAAGAGUAAAGUUGUGAUAUACAAUGGGUUAUAAUCAUCUAUCUUUCUCUGUGCUGUAUUUUAGAUUAUCUAAAUCCUGCCUUCAAAUGCAUUCCCUUGAAUAAUGUUCCUGAACUUCUUUGUUUUUCUUGUGUGUUUUGUUGCCCUAAAAUACCAGAACCAUUCUCUGUUCUUUAGGCCUAAGAUAUCAUCCAGUAGCUUAAAUAGUCUUUAACGUACAGUAAAAGUUUGGACACACCUACUCAUUCAAGUUUUAUUUUUGAAGAAUAAUAGUGAAAACAUCAACUAUGAAAUAACACAUGGAAUCAUGUAGAAACCAAAAGUGUUAAAUCAAAAUAUAUUUUAUAUUUGAGAUUCUUCAAAGUAGCCACCCUGCCUUGACAGCUUUGCACACUCUUGGCAUUCUCUCAACCAGCUUCAACUGGAAUGCUUUUCCAACAGUCUUGCUUUUCCUUCAUUCUGCAGUCCAACUCAUCCCAAACCAUCUCAAUUGGGUUGAGGUUGGGUUAUUGUAGAGGCCAAGUCAUCUGAUGCAGCACUCCAUCACUCUCCUUCUUGUUCAAGUAAAUCACUGACAGUAUCACCAGUAAUGCACCAUCACACCACCUCCUCCAUGCUUCACGGUGGGAACCACACAUGCGGAGCUCAUCCGUUCACCUGCUCUGUGUCUCACAAUGACACUGUUGUUGCAACCAAAAAUCUCAAAUUUGGACUCAUAAGAUCAAAGGACAGAUAUCCACCGGUCUAAUGUCCAUUUGUCAUGUUUCUUGACCCAAGCAAGUCUCUUCUUCUUAUUGGUGUCCUUUACUAGUGGUUUCUUUAUAGCAUGAAGGCCUGAUUCAUGCAGUCUCCUCCGAACAGUUGAUGUUGAGAUGUGUCAGUAACUUGAACUCUGUGAAGAAUUUAUUUGGGCUGCAAUUUCUGAGGCUGGUAACUCUAAUGAACUUAUCCUCAGCAUCAGAGUAACUCUGGGUCUUCCUUUACAGUGGCACUACUAAUGAAUCAAUAUUGAAUAAAGAUGAUUGUUUGAAGAAAUGACAAAGUCUCUCACCUGAUUAGAAUAUUCCACCACAAGAGCCAGUUUCAUCAUAGCGCUGGAUGAUUUUUGCAACUGCAGAUAAAGAAACGUUUAAAGUUCUUGACAUUUUCCGGAUUGACUGACCUUCAUGUCUUAAAGUCAUGAUGGACUGUCAUUUCUCUUUGCUUAUUUAAACUGUUUUUGCCAUUAUAUGGACUUGUCACAACACAACUGAAGGAAAGAAAUUCCACAAAUGAACUUUUAACAAGGCACACCUGUUAAUUGAAAUGCAUUUCAUGAACCUCAUGAAGUUUGUUGAGAAAAUGCCAAGAGAGUACAAGGUGGCUACUUUGAAGAAUCUCAAAUAUAAAACAUAUUUUGAUUUCUUUAACACUUUUUUGGGGUUACGACAUGAUUGUGUUAUUUAAUAGUUUUGAUCUUCUCACUAUAUUCUACAAUGUAGAAAAUAGUACAAAUAAAGAAAAACUCUGGAAUGAGUAGGUGUGUCAACUUUUGACUGGUAUUGUAUGUAGAUUCUUCAAAUGUAGUGUGUACAUUAGCUUCAGAAAUGUUUCUUUGGUCAACAUUCGGUUACUUUUACCUGUAUUUCCUACCUGCAUCUUUAUCUGUCUGCUACUGAUCUUUCUUGUCCCUGUAUGGCUGUCCCUGGGCUGAAAUGAUCAAA
Messenger RNA from Oncorhynchus masou masou (cherry salmon), 3890 nucleotides. RefSeq names its product putative Dol-P-Glc:Glc(2)Man(9)GlcNAc(2)-PP-Dol alpha-1,2-glucosyltransferase. Gene Ontology annotation, cellular component: endoplasmic reticulum. Gene Ontology annotation, molecular function: dolichyl pyrophosphate Glc2Man9GlcNAc2 alpha-1,2-glucosyltransferase activity. The transcript is spliced from 3 exons. The record is from RefSeq and is a predicted model, not a curated record. NCBI's taxonomy places the organism in Eukaryota, Metazoa, Chordata, Actinopteri, Salmoniformes, Salmonidae. Gene Ontology annotation, biological process: dolichol-linked oligosaccharide biosynthetic process; protein N-linked glycosylation. The coding region runs from base 188 to 1609 and encodes 473 amino acids.